Molecule: messenger RNA, 4002 nt
Organism: Salarias fasciatus (jewelled blenny)
Lineage: Eukaryota; Metazoa; Chordata; Actinopteri; Blenniiformes; Blenniidae
Gene: strn
Product: striatin, calmodulin binding protein
Exons: 17
Coding region: 131-2485 (784 amino acids)
Cellular component (GO): dendrite
Molecular function (GO): armadillo repeat domain binding; calmodulin binding; protein phosphatase 2A binding
Source: RefSeq, a predicted model, not a curated record
CAGAAAGUGAGUUCAUUCCCUCGAGCCGAGCGGAGACGGAGCGCCGUCGAUACGCUUUUUUGCCCUUCCGUUGAUAUCCAGCACAUCGAGCCAGCGAGACAACGGACCGACCUCGCCACCGAGCCCGGCCAUGGACGAGCAGGCGGGGCCCGGUGUGUUCUUCAACAACAAUAACAACUCUGUUUUACCCGGCGGUGGGAAAGGACCGCUGCCUGAUGGCGACGCUGGGGAAGCGGCCAGGGCGCAGUACAGUAUCCCGGGGAUCUUGCACUUCCUGCAGCACGAAUGGGCCCGUUUCGAAGUGGAGAGAGCACAAUGGGAGGUGGAGCGAGCUGAACUACAGGCCCAGAUCGCUUUCCUCCAGGGGGAGAGGAAAGGCCAGGAGAACCUGAAGAAGGACCUGGUCAGGAGGAUCAAAAUGCUGGAGUAUGCGCUGAAGCAAGAGAGAGCAAAGUACCACAAGUUAAAAUACGGGACAGAGUUAAAUCAAGGUGACAUGAAGCCUCCGAGCUACGACUCGGAUGAGGCCAAUGAGAACGACACUUCUGGAUCGCUCAACAAUCAGCUGUCCUGGAAACAAGGCCGUCAGCUUCUCAGACAGUACCUGCAGGAAGUCGGCUACACAGACACCAUCUUAGAUGUGAAGUCGCAGCGAGUCCGAGCCCUGCUGGGAUUGGCCGGGGAUGGGGGCCAGAGGACGGGUGAACGGACGGGUACCGAGCCUCUCGUCAACGGCACGGACACAACGAAAGGCGUAGGCUCCAGGGGGAAAGCUGAGCUCUCCGACACUAGUGCUGUACUGGAGGCCUUCAAAUUCAUUGAAAAUGCUGCCGCCGAGUUCAGCGAUGAAGAUGAGGAGGAAGACAGCGAGGGGAAGGACAGGACUAACGUGGAGUCUCGGACGAUCAUGAGGAAGAAGCCCCCGUCGUCGUCGUCGUCGUCGUUGCCGGCGAGUAUGGACACCAGCGAGGACCCUGACACAGAGGAGGCGCUGAAGGGCUUCGACUUCCUGUCGAGCCCCGAUGAGAUGGACACCUCGCCGGAGUCCAGAGGCCCGGGGGACGGCACAGACUGGGAGAAGGACGAGCAAGGUCCCAUUUCUGAGGCCUGGGACGUGGACCCGGGCCUGAUUACCAAACUCAAGGAGCAGUACAGAAAGGAGCGCAAGGGGAAAAAGGGGGUGAAGAGGCCCAACCGGUCCAAGCUGCAGGACAUGCUGGCCAACCUGAGAGACGCAGAGGACUUGUCCCACAUGCAGCCUCCGUCCUCCCCUCAGCCGCGGUCCAACGUUGCCCGGUUCAACGAGCACGACGGGAAUCGGACAGAUGAAGUCGUUGAGGCGCUGACCUUCCCUCCCACCUCGGGGAAGUCGUUCAUCAUGGGCUCAGACGAGGCGAUGGAGAGCGAGCUGGGUCUGGGGGAGCUGGCCGGUCUCACUGUGGCAAACGAAGCCGACAGCCUGGCGUACGACAUCGGCAACAAUAAAGAUGCCAUGAGGAAAACGUGGAACCCCAAAUUCACUCUGCGGAGUCACUUCGACGGGAUCCGCGCUCUGGCCUUCCACCCCGUGGAGCCCGUCCUGGUCACUGCCUCCGAAGACCACACACUGAAGAUGUGGAACCUGCAGAAGACUGCGCCCGCCAAAAAGAGUACAUCGUUAGAUGUGGAACCUAUCUACACUUUCAGAGCCCACAGGGGGGCUGUGUUGAGCAUAGUGAUGAGCAGUACAGGCGAGCAGUGUUUCAGUGGAGGAGUGGACGGUACCAUCCAGUGCUGGAACACUCCCAACCCCAACAUCGACCCCUACGACUCCUACGACCCGUCGGUGCUCCGUGGCGCUCUGGAUGGACACACGGACUCAGUUUGGGGUUUGGUGUACAGCAGCGCCCACCAGCGCCUCCUGUCCUGCUCCGCCGACGGCACCGUGAGGCUCUGGGACGCCAACACCAUCUCUCCCGCCCUCGCCGUGUUCAAUGAAAACAAAAAGCUGGGAGUUCCCUCCUCGGUCGACCUGGUCUGCAGCGAACCGGCUCACCUGGUCACUUCCUUCACAAACGGACAGAUUGGACUCUUCAACAUGGAGACUCGCCAGCUGGUCCUCAGUCUAGAGUCCAAUUUGGAUCCAGGCACCCCCAGUCACAUCAACAAGGUCCUCAGCCACCCCACCCUGCCCAUCACCAUCACCGCACAGGAGGACCGCCACAUCAAGUUCUACGACAACAACAGCGGGAAGCUGAUCCAUUCCAUGGUGGCCCACCUGGACGCUGUCACCAGCCUCGCUGUCGACCCCAACGGUCUCUAUCUCAUGUCAGGCAGUCACGACUGCUCCAUCCGUCUGUGGAACAUGGAGAGUAAAACCUGCAUCCAGGAGUUCACGGCUCACAGGAAGAAGUUCGAGGAAUCGAUCCACGACGUGGCGUUUCACCCGUCUAAAUGCUACAUAGCCAGCGCCGGGGCAGACGCCCUCGCCAAGGUGUUCGUAUGACGCGGAGCCGGAGCCGCGUCUCCCCCGACAGCCCCGCUCUCUGACUCAGCCUCCCAUCAUCAGGGACCAAUAGAGACACAGCAGGGGAAGGACCUUCAGGCAGGGGUCCAGUCCCACCUCACACAGCCCACUGGUCUCCUGUCGGACCGGCAGACUAUGUAGCCGCUCGCCUCAAGCAGGCUGUGACUCUCCGUGGAAAGGUUCAGCGGGGAGGCCAGUCAGGAGGAGAUCUGCUCUCCGGUCCCCCGCUCACCCCUCCCUCACCCCUCAUCCAGGCAGGCCUGGGUGUGACCGGGCUCAGCGCCCCCUGCAGACGGACUACAACUCAACCUCCGCAGCUCGGAGGCUCAGGACAAAGUGUUAAGAGUGUUCGGGUGGAGAAACGAGGUCUAAGCCCCUUGUUCUUCUUCUCCUCUGGCCCCCUUCGGCUUCACACUCACCCCCAGACCGCCUCAGGCCGUCGACCUUCCCUCUCUGACAAACCAGGUCCUGGCCCCUUUACUCCAAGUCAGGUUUUGUGUUGUGUUGUUCCAGAAAUGUGGGGUACUGAAGGCUCGCCGGAGCUGUCACGGAAGCCACUCACUCACUGUCUCACUCACUCACUCACUUCUUCUUCUUCUUCUUCUUCUUCUUCUUUGCUUCCCAGACUGACUCUGCUUGCUGGCCUGCCUUUAUUUUUUCCUUUUUAAAACACGUAUUGACAAAUGUGCCUUUGCUUUAAAAAGGUCUUGAAAAUGGUAUUUUAACAAGCUUGGUUUUGGGGAACAGGGAGGGGAGAGGAUGGCGGAGAAUUGGAGCUGGUUGUCACAAUGUUGUUGAUUUUAACAUUGGAUGUAAAAUUACAAAUGCUUAUAAUAAACAAAAUAUAUAUUCAGUCUUAAAAUUUACUGUGCAGCGUGAGUUUGAGUGCUCUCCUUUUUGAUAAGUGUGGCUGGGGAAUCAGUUUUGUGCAUUUUGAGGCAAAGCUGGUAGAAUGAUAACAGACCAUUAAAUAUAUUGCCUGUUUGUUAGAUUCAAGUACUUGUACACUUCAGAAGUAAGAUUACAAGCUUAUGUGUCCAAAGUAAACCAUCCUGGUUAUAUAAAUACAAUUCAAACUUGGUUCUAGAUGUCAAGUUUAGGAAUAACUGAUUUUGGCCAGUUUGCUCUUGUUUGAACUGAAUGGCUUGUACUGUAUGUAGUUUUCCCCAGUCGUGUGGACAUGCUUGACUACGAUGUGAUGUAUCAUGUCCAGAUAUUUACAGUAGUCCAGUGUUUAGCCAGAAUUAGUGCAGUACUUUAGGACUAUUUGAAAUAUUGAGUUAACUUUCCAACACGGAGGAAGGAGAGAGAUGUCCUGCGAGUCCAGUUUACUGUAAACUGAGGAGGUUAAAGGAAAGGAAGAAAGAGGAGGGGGAAAAAAAAAAUACUUCAAUCAAGAUGUUGUACAUGUAGAGUACAGCUUCUAAUGAGCCAUUUUCUCAGUCACUGGUUUGUAUAUGAAAUUAUGUUCAAAAUAAAACCUGCUGUAAAAUGUU